UCAGUGUUCUAACGUGGCCGUGUUCUUACAGAGUGUCGGCUGGGGAAGAUGAGACACUCCCUUGGGGAUGAGUGGAGCCCCAAUCUCGGACCUCCCUUCGGCGUGUGGUCCUGCGUCAAGUGCAUCUGUCAGGGGGUCCAGAAGAAGAGACGUGUGGUGGCGAGAGUACGCUGCCGGAACGUCAAGACGGAAUGCCCCAAGGUCACCUGUCGGGACCCGGUCAUUCUACCCGGUCAAUGCUGCAAGACCUGCGCCAGUGAAGAGCUGAGGCUACCGGGAGAUGAGCCCCAUGAGCCCCUCGAGGAACUGACAGGUAGAGAUUUCGCUGUGCUGCUGAAUGGCCGCACCUCUCAGACACCAAUGACCACAUCCCGUGUGGCCACAGGGCGGCUCUUCCUGAGAAAGAAGACCCUUCACUUCUCUUUCCUGCUGGAAGCUGGGGCCCCUCCUCCUGCCUCCAUCCAGUUUCUGAGUGAAACUGGUGACAUAUUGGAGCAACUGGAAGCACAACCUACGCCUUAUGAGGCUACCAACAGCAGGAUAUGUGGUGCCUGGACCAGAGUGCCUAAGGAAUACAGGGCAUUACUGCGAGAAGAACAGAUGUGGGUUGCAUUAUCCCCCGCAGACGAAUCCCAAGAAGACACGAUCAGCGGACAGGUAGCACGUUAUGUAGGAGUUGACACAGAGGUAUUCUCCUCCCUCCUCACACCUCCUCCUACUGCCAAUCAGACCCUCAGUGGGGGAGGUACAGCAAUAAUCUCUGUGGAUCGUAAAACUGAUUCCCUACACGUUAGUCUUGUGUUUAAUGGGGUCUUUGCUGAUGGGGAGGCUCACAAUGCCUCACUUGUAGUGGAACUGCUGCCUGAACGUGCCCUCGACCCAGUUGUUGACACAGUCAUUCUCCCAAAGGUGUUCUCGGACUUGAAUCGAGCAGAGAUAAUGACUACUCUGGGAGAAAGAAGUCUUAUUCGGCUGACUCGUGGCCAAGUGGCCAUGAAGGUUUGGAGUCAGGCUGCCCCAGAGCUGGCCCUGGAAGGAAUGAUCACUCCUCGUGCAACGUGUAAUGUCUUCUCUGCUGUCUUGAGUAAACCAGUGCCAGACUCUGAAGAUGAUACUUCAACAGAAAGCACAGACAUGACAUCAUCUUAUGGUGCAGGUUGGGCUCUCCUUACCCUUUCUAAUGGCACCUUCCAGUAUCAGGUGUAUGUGAAAGGUUUUGAAGUUUCUACUCUUACAUUGAAAACCAAGCAUAAACGUCAGGACCGCAUUGUUGAAAACUUGACACCAUUCUAUCAUGACAGUUGGGCAAAUGGUACCUAUGACAGAACCACAUAUCGUGACCUUGAUGCUCUUAUUCGGGGAAAACUGGAGGUGGUAGUGGCUAGUGAGAGUAAUGAAGAACUUCGUGGGAUGUUGAAUCCAGUAGCAGUGACAGAAGCCUUGCGAUCCCCACAGCCUGUAUUGCUCUCAUCUCCAGAAGUACCUAUGGCUGCCACUGUUUGGGUGGCAGUAGAUUCGGCAUGUGUCACUCAUUACGAUGUGAUGGUUGCAGGUCAGCCUCCCUAUGGGGCUAUUGAGCCUUUCUGGAACCUCGUUCUCCGUGAAGAAGACCAGUUCUGGGAUCCACGAUUUAAGAUGACAAAAAUGGAUCUUGAGGCACAUGUGGAGGGACGUGAACUCUUUGCUCACUCAACGCAGCUGACCCGAUUAUCCCUCUCUCGCUUGGAAGCUGGAGUCUCAUACUUAGACUUAGUUUUACUGCCUCCAGACAGCAACUCCACCCUGCAGUCUUCCCUCAGUGGCCUCAUCCAUGGGGUGUCUGUCCCUUCUGAGUGUCUCAUGGGUUCAGAUCAUCAAGAAGUUAUCGUUGAAGAAUAUGACGAAGAGGAAUGUGUUCAUGGGCGAUGCAUUCUUCGAGAGGAAACGGCUCCUGAAGUUCCCCAGAGCCACAGGUGUAUAGAUGAAGAGGCAAGAGUGUUCGAGGAUGGGAAGAGCUGGCAGUCGCCUGUCAAUGUAUGCUCAAUGUGUAUGUGCACCCGGGGCAAAAUCAAGUGCCAGGAUGUAAUAUGUCAUAGACUUGAUUGUGAGGGCGCUUACACCCCACCUAACCAAUGCUGCCAGGUGUGCCCAGGUGAAACAGGUCCAAAUGAUGUUGCAGAAGAGAGCAAAAUGUGUGAGCUAAAUGAUCAAAAGCACCUAUUGGGAUCAAAAUGGCAUCCUUUCCUCACCCCAAAAGGCUUUGAUAAGUGUGUCACCUGUACCUGCUUGCUACAUUCAAGUGGAAGGCCAGUUGUCAACUGCUCAAGGUUCCCAUGCCCACCUCUUCCCUGUGGUCCUGAUGAAAUGGAGCCGCAGCCUGACUCCUGCUGUGCUAAGUGUCGCACCCCAAGACCUGAGGCUCCCCAGCCCACGGCUCAACCUGGGAUGGUAAAUGAGGGAGAAUUGGUAACAGAAGAAGAACAUAGGAACAUCAUUCUUGGCAGAGGAGGAUGUCUUUUGAACAACCGGCUAUUGUAUGAAAAUGGUGCAGAGUGGCAUCCUAGAGUGGCAUCCAUUGGGUACUACAAAUGUGUGACCUGCAAGUGUAAGGAUAGCAAUAUCACGUGUGCUUAUCAUCAGUGUCCCACUCUAAGAUGCCAGGCAAUGAUUCAAGAGAAGCAGGAGUGCUGCCCUCGAUGUGCCAAUGAAAAUAGCACAAUUAACCACGGUAAUAAAACACGUUGGCUAAAACCAUACAUAAAGAGUACUCAUAAGAAUAAAAACGGUAACUGAAUGCAUAGUUUAGGUUAAGGGCAACCAAUUAAAUCUGUCAGUAAAUCUUACAUUGGUUAGAUGUAGAGGGUUGAAAUGACUGCCACGUACUUCAGGUGUUCAAAACAAAAAUAGCAGAUAUUAGGCAUUCUUUCCCUCUUAGCUGUGCUAAAUGUUUGCUUUUUCAACUAGGAACUCCAGCCUGGUAUUUUUCCAUUUUUUGUGGCCCUGGUGUGGCAAUUUUUUGUGGAUGAAGAAUGGUUGGUGGUAAUUUGGUGAAGCAAAAGAAUGAAGGAAGCUGACAUCUCUCAGGUUCUGAAUGCAGUUAAAAUAUGUGAACAUAUAUGAAUACAAAGAAUUUUAAAACAUUGAAAGAAAAGAUUCCAUAGUCAAGGGCAGAAGAAUACAGGUAUUUCAAAGUCCUAGUUAAUAUAGGGGGGCAAUUGCAGCUAAGUAGUGGGUUACAGAAUACUGUACAGGCAAGCCAUAAGUUCUGUUCUGAAGUCAGUGGCUGAGAUGCAGAAAUGCCUGAGGUUCGUAGCAAAGGAUGCAGACAGGCCUGAGGUCUUCCAAGAAGGGCUGAAGGAUCUGGCCAUGUCUAAAAUCCUUAAGCAACAGGAUGGAAAGACAUGCCAGAGGUCCUAGCAAAGGACCAGACCAUAUGGGACCUGAGUCGUUAAGCUGGUGCUGAGGCAGGACUGGUGUCUUCCUGGUGGUGAACAUAUAUCAUGGAGUAAGAUCAGUGCAGCAUCCUCCAAAAAUUCCAAAAAGACUUACUCUAUUGAUGCAAGAUGGUCAUUCUCAAAACAAACAUUUUUACACCUGUUGAAUGCAAGUGUGAAGUGUGAUGCCACAUUAUUAAAGAAAUGCUAAGAUUUUUUAAUUUGAUUUUAAGACUUAGUGUUCUUCCAUUGGGUACUAAUUUGAGGAUAUAUUUUACCAUACAUGUUUAUUGACUGUUACUAAUGCAUUAGGAAUGGAUUAUUGUAGAGGUUAUCUACAAUAUUUUGUACCAGUGCACCUAGUAAAGAGGCUUGGUUUAUAAGGUCAACAAAAUUUAAAGUUCCUCUGACCACCAUGAAUGAUUCCUCUCUCUCCCUUGGCAGCAAGCUGUCUAUGGUACCAAAGAUGACGGGUGUUUCUAAAUCUGAUUUUGAGUAGUUACAGAAUAUUGCUGUAUUGGUGAGGAGAUCAGCAGUUAUGAUGCCAUAAUACUCUACUGUUCAGAUGGCUCAUUUCUUCAAUAAACAUAGAAUUUGGACUUUUGUGAUGUGCAGUAACUUGUUCCCCUCCACAUGUCAUGAGCCUUAAGGAAUUUUUCUUGAAGAAAAGUUUAUGAAUGAAACUCAUUAAGUUUACAAGCAUUAAAUCCUUUGCAAAAACUAGUAUGGAAGGCAUAAAAUCAUGAAUCUCCUCACUCUUACCCCCUUCUCCCUCCCUCAUAUUUUGUAUCUGGUGGGCAGAACUCACAUAUAAAAAAUGCUGACAGAGUUCUUACUCCAAGCUCAAUUCUAGGCUGAUAAUAUAGGUUACUGAAGUCAUUUUCUGAAGUGCUGAGGGUGAUCACUUCUCCUGUGGUGCAUUUUAUUAUUCAAACUGUGGAGGCUACCGCUUCUAUUUAUAAGGUGGAAAUAAAAAAUGUAGUUUAUUUCUGUAUUAGAAUGAUGUGUUGUGAACCAAGCUUUUUGAUGGCAGCAGGGUCUGAUUCUGUCUUUGAGGCUAUCAGUAAUAGAGUAAAUAAUUUUAAGUGUUGACCAUUUGUGAAAUUUUGGUACAGUACUUGGUGUGAAACAGACCCUGAUGUAGUAGGAAGAACAAUAUUUUUGUAAAAAUGUAUAUACAUUAUAAUAGUAGUGGCUAUUUUGUGACUAGAGAUUGCUUUACAAUUCUUUGCAUGUUUGGGAAUUGAUGUGACCCUAUGAAAUAAUGCAGUAAGGUUCACUAGUUCACUAUUUACAGAAAUUUGAACCUAAUUUGGUUAUCAGAGGGUAAGCUCAUUUUCCAGGUCCAGCAGACUAUCAUCUCUGGGUAAGUGCAAAUUUUAUUCCAGUCAGCUGCUAAGCAUUAGUUUUCCCAAAAUAACAUGGUACGGGAUCCCCGAACUAAGAACUGAGGCUUUGAGAUGGAAAAAAUAUACUGUAUAGUUAUUUAUGUUAAGGAAGACUUGUAUAAUACCAUCACUAAUGGUUAUAUACCCAGUGUUUUAGUCACAACUAAUUUUUGUCUUAACAAUCCUCCAAUAUUUAAUAUUUGUCAGUCAUUGUAAUGAAUAUUAGGAAUUUUGAAGUCUGUUUCCUAUUCUUAAUUACAAGAGUAGAAAUUAUAAUACUGUAAUAAUAAAUAGCAAUAUUGUAGCAGAUCCAUAGUUGAUUUAGUACCAUUAGAUUUUAAUUUUUAUAAGUUGUAUCCUUUUCUCUUUUAUGUCUUGUAUUUUCUUCUUGUACAGUACCUUGUUAUUGCUUGACUCCAAAUUUCAACACUUACAGUAAAGUAGUCAUGUCACAUGACUUGUGAACAUUACAUGAUAUAUUAAUGGAGGUAUUUUGCACUUAUCCAUGGGUUGCAUAAUACAACAUAUGUAUCCCAACUUUUUCUAGACUAAUUAUUUAAUUAAAAGGUUUAACAGCAGAGUACUUGGAUGUUUGUCACAGUAUUGAGGUCAAGCACCAACAGCCAAGACACACCAUUGAUCAGGUGCAUUGUGCCGUGUGGAAGCAAUUGGUCGUUUCACUUGAUUUAACCAAACUAUAAUUUAAAUAUCUUAGGUCAUUUUUGUUUUAUCUAUACAGGUAGUUGACAUAAUGCAGCUUAGCAGUGAUUUGUACAGUGUGAUGCAUUUGAUCAGCAAAAGAGACCAGCCAUUGUCACAUAACACUGACUUACACUGACAACUAUUUUUUGGUCAGUUGUAGUACUUGUUACUCAGUGAUCCAUGCCACACUUCACUACACUCUGUUUUAAGCUAUCUCAUUUAUCUGAGGGAAUGAACAACAAAAUACUGGUUAUAUAUUAUUUAUUUAUUUUACUGUAGGUGAUAAUUUCAUCUGACUACAGAAAAGCUUUAUCAACAUUGUUCAUUGGAAUUUGUAUCUUUGAGUUUUACAUUACAUUUUUAUGCAGGUCAAUAAAAAGCAAAACCUUAAGCCAUCAAGUCAGGGGGUGGAAGGCAGAUGUACCGUUGUUCCCCAGGCUAAUGUCAAAGACCAUAAUUAUCUGUACUGCAAAAUGUAAGAAAGGCUUGACAACAAAUACAAAAUUACCUAAAAAACUUUUACUGUAUGUCACUUUGAACGUGGUAUUGGUAAGACUUUUUCAAUAUUUUUUUACUUGAAACAUGAAACAGGAAAAAAGCUGAAUUUUCUCAAGAACAUUUAGGAAGAAUAUAUACAGUAUUUAGAAGUAAACAAAAAAGUAAAUGGAGAAUGAUUGUACACUGUCAGAAAAUAUGUGGCAGUCAAGGUAAGGUCUUUUCCUUGCUCCUUUAAUGGUAAUUUUUAAUUUGAGUACCGGGUACCUGUAUUAAAAUUUGGGAACUGAAAUUUGCAAUUUUCAUGUACAUUUCAAUAAAAUUAAUGCCCAUGAGUGAGCUACUGUGUUAAAUAUAACUACAAGAAAAAAAGUACAUUUAGGAAUUACAAUAUUGUGGAACCAAGUGAUAAUGGGGAGUUAUUAUGUUUAAUUGAGCAAAAUCUAUUAUAAAGGGGCACAAGUGAGACUUGAAUGUUAUUGUAGAGGCAGGCAUUUAAGUUAUUGAUCAAUGAUAUGUUUGUGCUGUUCUCAUUUAACUUUGGGAAAAGGUGUUUAUAGUAUGAAUGCAGGCAUAAUUUCAUAAUAUGGACUUGUUUAGUUAUUUGAGGAAAAUAUAUUUAUACUUCAGGGAGUUAUUGGAAUAACAAGUCCUUUGAAAUAACAAGCAUGCCAUAGUUCAUACUACAGUAGUAGGGUAAGUUAAAGUGCCACAAGGAUGGGUUUGUUAUCAAAUUCUGCCCAGGCUAGAAAAGAGAUGCUGAAUUAUUAGGACAGUACUGUAGUGCACUGUAAUAUUAUAUUAUAUAUAUAUUAAUAAAUUGAGGCUACUGUAGUCACUUUUAAACUCCAUGAGCACUUGAGCGUAAAGUAGCACAAAUUGGAACACCUGUGAUAUUUAAAACAUUCACAGUCUGACAGCUACACUGAUCUGAGAAGAUAAAAAUAUUGUACAUGAUCACUAGUCCCAUUGGCUUAUUAUUAUAGUGUAUUAUGCAGCUGUUAUUGGAUAAUUCUUAUUUCAGUUCUUAUAUUGGUUGACUCUUGAUGUGAAUGUUUGUAGCCAGAAGUUCAGCAUGCAGCAGGUUGUAACAAAACAAUAACCCUACAUAGUAACAGGAGAACUUGGAGGAGGACCCAGCUGUGACAAUAUGGGUGAAUUCUGAGUACUUAGUGUUUCCUUGAAGAGGCUUAUUCUUCUUUUGUUGCAUAUGUUAUCAAAAACUGUAUACAGUAUCAGUAAUAUGUAAAACUUAUAAUUGCUGAUCUUCUCUUAAUUUGAUGAUAUGGUUAACAUUAAGGUAAAGUGAGGAUAGUGGAAGAGUGUAAACCAUUAUACCUCACAUGUAUUGACAUUAAACUCAAGAAUGUGUGUUAGAAACAUGUGGCAGUGGCAGUCAUUGACAGAUGAACUCUUUUGUGGUCAUGGCAGUUUGUCCUUUGAAUAAUUUGAACUUUUAUUAAGAAAAUGUGUUCUGUAUAUAGAAAUUAGGUUCAUUUGAUUAAAAGAGGAUGUAGCCUGAUCCGCUUUUGAUGAUGGCCUCUUUGAUGAUGACCUCUGUUAAUGGCCUCUGAUGAUGGCCACUUUAAUGAUGGCCCUGAAGAGGGCCACCUUGAAUGGUGGCCUCAUUGAUGAUGGCCUCUAAUGAUGGCCCUUUUUAAUGAUGGUCUCUGAAGAGGGCCACUUUUGGUGUCUGAUGACGGCCUCAUUGAUGAUGGCCUCUGAUGAUGGCCUCUGAUGAUGGCCUCUGAUGAUGGCCUCUUUGAAUGAUGAAAGGUCUUCUUUGCAGGGUAUAUUGCUAAGUUAUAUAUUAUAGGUUGACAUUAAGUGAUGCAUUUGCGAAAACUGGCAUUUUCAUUUAAAUUUGUAUGAUAACUAAUAUCUUUAUUUAUUUAGCUGUUUCUUUUCUAUCCAUGGUAGGCAAUUUAGUUUUUUUUUAUUUUAGUUUCAGUAUUUGUACCUUGUCGAAUGUAAAUAUAAACAAAAUACAAAAACACUAAUGAUAAUUUCUCAAGCUAGUCAGUUUUUGCAGAUAAUUUUUAUCAAAAGCAUGAUAAGGAUGUUCUCAAAUGAAAUAUUUUGUAAAAAAUGCACACCUCACAGCUUCUGCUGAAGAUAAAUACAUAUUUCUUACACUCUCAGACAUUAAUAUUUUCCUUUUGAAUGCCUCAAAAGUCAUCUCAUACAUUUGACAGAUUUACUGUACUAUGGUAUUUAAAAAUUAUAAAUUUAUAGUCAUAUUUUUUUCAAAUGAGCUUAAUAUGAAUCUCUAUCUGUUUCUUUCAUUUUGAUUUUUUUAGGUUGCAAAAAAUUCCUUAUUCAACAUCUUCCUUGUUUGUUUCAUCAUCUUUUUUUUUGUCAUCAUAUCAUUUAUUUUAAGUACUGUAUGUCUGUGCAUAUCCCAUUGUUGUGUUGAUAUUAGACAAAUCAGAUAAGUUUCUCAGCAUUAUCUAAAGAGCAUUUGUAGUGAGGAAGCAUAGUUUCACUUCUUUAAAACAAUGGAGAAAUAUGAUAAAUAGCUGCACUCCUCAAUGACUGUUUGUUCAUCCCAGCACAGAACAUGAUGAAUUAAACUGAUGAUCAUGUAGUAAAUAAUUAUUGAAUUACACUGUACAGUACGUAUAUGUUUUAUGUGUAUCACAGCAACAAACUACAGUGGUAUAGUACAACACCUUGUUUUGUUUUUUGUUCUUUAGUUAUACCAUUGUGGUGGUGAGGUGGCAGUUUUCUGUGGGUUUACUAUUUGAUCAGAAAAUCAUCUGAAGAAUAAUGCAGUAAUUCCAGAACCAUUGAGAAAUUUAGCGUUUCAAGCCAUUACGAGAUGCUGAGGUAACAUCAAAACUAACUUCAUAGCUGUUUGGUAGUCUCAAGUAUCCCCAGUGACCUAACUCUGGUGUGACAAGUGUCAUUUAAUUUUUAACCAAUUUUUAUAUUUCUGAAUUUAUUAAUGGCUAACAGUGAUUACUUAAGCUAAAUAUUAUAGUCAUCACCCAACAGUGUACUAAAUUUAAACUUUUACAGAUUUGUUAUCUAUUACAUUAAUUAUUCAGGGUUUUUUAAAUUAGCAAGCAUGGCCAUACCUGUAUGUGUAAUGAUAUCAAUCUCUGAUAAUCUGAGACAAACUGCUGCAACCAAUCAAAAGUUUGAUAAUUGUAGCUUCAUUAUAUUAAAGAACUUUUUAAUCUUAUUACUUCUGGCAGUUUACAUGUGUACAGUUCUACUAAUACAGUACAGUACAGGUAUACCCAAUAGUUAAACUGGAUGACUACCAAUAGUCUUGAGGAGCUGUCAUUUUGACAAAUCGUGAAACUAUGCUGUAGUUUCAGUCAAUAUUUUGAAAUUACAGUAUGUAUAAUACAAUAUACAAAUAUAAUACUGCAGUAAUGCAAACUUUUAGUGAGUUAUUACAUUUAUAUUUAUUACAGUAAUUAUCAUGGCCUUUGUUUUCAUUCGGACUACACUUGUUUGUGACCAAUGCUGAUGAUUUAUUGUGAGAAAACCUUUUAAAUAUUUUAAAGAAUUAUCAACCUUUGCUACUUUAAAUUUAUAUGACAAACUGAAAUUGUGGAAAUAUUUUAUAAGUCAUUACAAAGGUAAAGAAUGAAAAAAUUAUUAUGCAUGAAUUUACUUAUAUAGUACUGUACUGUAUGUAACACUCAAAAGAUAAUUUAUACCUAUGGAUCGAUGAAGAUAUUAAUCUGGUUUAGGUCAGUUGAUUACUACAGGAUUUGAUGCAACCUUAUUGUAGCUGUGAUGAAGACAAUGGUAGAAUCCUGUGAAUGGUGCCAGCAUCAUCCGUUGUGUAUGUAGCCUUACUGACCAGAGAAUACAACCAUACUAAAUAAAAGUCUCCCUGUGAUGCUAGCUUACUUGUGACCCCUUCAGGUAGCUAAAUGGGAAGUACCUGUACAGUCAUAUGAGUACACAUCAUUUAAGCAUUUAUGAACAAGUGUAGACCAUUCAUAUUAAAAUAAACUCAAUCAAAUCAUCAACACUUGACAAAAAGUGUCUGCUCAAUCUGUUGACACAGAUCUGUAUACAUAGACAAACUUUUCUCACCCUCAAAGCCUUCCCAAUAUUCAACAGCAAUUUGUACUGUUCACUUGCAUUGAGGUGUUCAAGUGGAAAAGAGGAAGUGUGAGGUGACAUAAUUACCAUCUAAUUAUUUUUUAACUACUUUAGUGUUUUACAAAUGCAAGUUUCUCGGUUUUGCAUUGUUUUUAAUAUCAUCAAGAAUUAUGUUUAUGAAAAUGCCAGAGGAAAGGUAAACCCUUGGCUGAAAGUGCAGGAGGACAUACUACUGCCCCAACUGUCUGCCUCUCACUGAUACUGUAUGUACAAGAGACCACAUGUUUAUGUAGUAUUAAAAUUAUAUUAACUUUCCAUGCAAUCUGUGUCCAUUGAUUGACUUUUAUUCUCAGACUUGCUCAAUAAUACAAAAACUUUUGUUGGCUCAUAAUUAUAUAUUUAAAAAAAUAAUAAUAUUAUAAGAAAGGUUUAUGCCUUUUGUAAAAUAUAUUUGAAAGUCUUGGCCGAAACAAUUUGAAGUUAUACCAGAUGCAAAAACAAAAUUUGCUCCCUUGAGGUACAGUAUCUGAAGUCGAGGCAGCUACACAUGACCAUUAUAGUGUAACAAACGAAUGUCUUCCUUAUUUUGUUAGCAAUCACAUGUAAAUCAAAUAAGCAAUAUUUUUUUAUAGUUAUUGCUGAUAAUACAUGCUGCCAUUCUGUGUAAUGACGUGCUAAAGCUGGGAAUUGCUGUGUUUUCAUUAUGAAGUUUACACUGUAAUUUCUGUUUUUCUCUCUUUCACAUCUGCUGCUCUCUUUUUUUCUGAUUCAAAUUUUUUCUCAUAUUGCCUUUUCUCUCUUUUUUUCAUUUGCAUUCUUUCAUUCAUUGUACUAUUUCUUUCAUUGCCAUUUCCCCUCUUAUUAGUGUAUUACAUAGUCAAAUAUAUAUAAAUAUAUAUAUAUUUAUCUUUUCUUAGCAUUCCUAAAUAUGUAAAUAAUAAACUUUUGUUGUUGUUCUAAAAGAAUAAAGUCACUACAAUU
Homarus americanus (American lobster) is the source of this 11047-nucleotide messenger RNA. RefSeq names its product dorsal-ventral patterning protein Sog-like. Gene Ontology annotation, biological process: multicellular organism development. Gene Ontology annotation, molecular function: protein binding. Lineage: Eukaryota; Metazoa; Arthropoda; Malacostraca; Decapoda; Nephropidae. The record is from RefSeq and is a predicted model, not a curated record. The transcript has 11 exons. The coding region runs from base 49 to 2772 and encodes 907 amino acids.